Messenger RNA from Heterotrigona itama, 2711 nucleotides. The record is from the annotation of a GenBank genome assembly. NCBI's taxonomy places the organism in Eukaryota, Metazoa, Arthropoda, Insecta, Hymenoptera, Apidae.
AUGAACGUCGAAACCCAGCACGUGUCCAGGGACGACGAGCUUCGCGAAAUCGAGAACCAAGCGUCCAGCGUGUCCCGAGGCGAGUCUCGCACCAGUAUGUACGCGUUCAUGGCGAUCCCUCGUUUAUGUUGCGUGUUGGUGUUGGUGCAAGGGGCAGGAGAUACCGAUAUACAUAUGUCGUAUCCGACCCACAGUGGCGAAGGUUACGAAGGUCGAGUCUCGAGGGUUUCGCCGAAUUCACCGUACGGCGUGGCGAGCCUCAACCUGACCGACAUCCGCGAGAGCGAUCAAGGAUGGUACGAGUGCAAGGUCGUCUUCCUCAACAGGUCGCCUAACAGUCACAAGAACGGUACAUGGUUCCACCUGGACGUCCACGCGCCGCCAAAAUUUAGCAUCACGCCGGAGGAGAUGAUCUACGUGAACGUGGGCGACGCGAUAAUAUUGAACUGCCAAGCGGAGGGUACGCCGACGCCGGAGAUCCUCUGGUACAAGGACGCGAAUCCGGUCGAGCCGUCGACCACCAUCGGGAUAUUCAACGACGGCACCGAGCUCAGGAUCUCGACGAUCAAGAACGAGGACAUCGGGGAUUAUACGUGCAUCGCGCGAAACGGGGAGGGUCAAAUCAGUCAUACGGCCCGCGUUAUAAUCGCUGCACACGCUCCUACGGAAGAUCGCUUCGACAUCGACGAGAAUAUAAUGCAUCCUGUUAAGUCUUUUUGCCACAGAGUCGGAGCGAAAAGUCGUCCUAGGAAGAAGCCAGUCACUUCGCGUCGAUUCCGAAUUCUACGUUCUAACGUCACGGCUUUCCGAUUCGCAGGCGGAGCGGUGAUCACCGUGCCACCGAUGAACCAGACCAAGCUGGAAGGCGAGAAGGUACAGUUCUCCUGCGAGGCGAAAGCACUCCCUGGCAACGUGACCGUGCGUUGGUUCCGAGAGGGUUCACCGGUAACGGAAGUCUCGGCAUUGGACACCAGAGUAUCUAUCAAACCGGACGGUAGCCUCGUGAUCAACCCGGUCAGCGCCGACGACUCUGGCCAAUAUCUGUGCGAGGUGACGAACGGCAUCGGUGAUCCGCAAACCGCCAGCGCUUACCUCAACGUAGAAUAUCCGGCGAAGGUCACGUUCACUCCGACGGUGCAAUACCUGCCGUUUCGCCUGGCCGGUGUGGUUCAUUGUUACAUAAAAGCAAAUCCCACCCUUCAAUACGUGACAUGGACAAAGGACAAACGAUUGCUCGAGCCUUAUCAAACGAAGGAUAUCGUGGUGAUGAACAAUGGCUCCCUGCUCUUUACACGGGUGAACGAGAAUCAUCAAGGUCGAUACACCUGCACACCUUACAACGCGCAGGGCACGCAGGGAAGCUCCGGACCGAUGGAGGUGCUCGUGCGAAAUCCGCCGGUGUUCACCCUCGAGCCGGACCCCAUCUAUCAGAAGAAGGUUGGCGAAACGGUGGAGAUGCAUUGUGACGCUCAAGAAGCCGAGGGCACGCAGAAACCUACGAUACAAUGGCACAGGAGGGAUGGCGCGUCGAUCCAACGCAACCGGGCCAAGAUCGUCGGCGGCAAUUUGACGAUCGAGAGCCUGCGACGCUCGGACUUCGGCUUCUACCAGUGCGUCGCCUCGAACGAAGUGGCAACCAUAUCGGCAUCCACGCAGCUGAUCGUCGAAGGCACGCAACCGCACGCACCGUACAACGUAUCCGGCACCGCGACCGAAUUCUCGGUCACGUUGACUUGGUUGCCGGGAUAUUCAGGAGGGCCUGAUUACAAGCAAGAUUAUACCAUCUGGUACAGAGAAUCGGGCACGUCCGAAUGGAAGAUGAUUCCGGUAACUCCGUCCGGAAGCACCACCGUGACGAUCAACAACCUGACGCCAGGUACGAUGUACGAGUUCCAAGUGAUCGGGAAGAACGCUCUGGGCGAUGGAAUGCUGAGCAAACUUAUUACCAUCAGGACGCUUGGACCAAAGCCAGGUCCUCCCAAAAAUCUCACGGUGACGGAGGUCAGUAACGGCUUUCUGAUAUCCUGGGAAGCCCCCGUGGAACGUAAUCAUCUCAUUCAAUACUACACCAUCAAAUACAAAACGGACGGACCGUGGAAAACGCUCAACAAAGGGCAGAUCCGACCCGAGGAAACCAGCUAUUUGGUGAAGAAUCUGGUUGGUGGUAGGACCUAUUAUUUCCAAGUGUUCGCCAACUCGGCGACCAACUACGGCGCCAGCGAUCAGGUGAAGUUUCCGGUGCCGGCUCGAGUGAAGCACAAGGCGAUCACCGCGGGCGUCGUCGGUGGUAUACUUUUCUUCAUCGUCGCGAUCAUCCUUAGCAUAUGCGCGGUGAAGAUUUGCAAUAAGCGGAAAAGACGAAAACAGGAGAAAGAAGAGUUAUAAACGAAAACGUGGGCGUCUCUUGUCCUCCUCUCUCUCUCUGUGUUUUCUAUAGGUCGACAAAUCUAAACGCGUGCGGCGAGUCAGUCUCGACGCUGACCCGUUGCAGCCCGUUGAAUCCGCAACUACCACCACCACCACCACAACCUCUUCAUCAACCACCACUUCCUACGCAAGUAACCACCCCCGCCACUGCCACCUCGGAGCCGGUCCACGAGCAGGCCCCCCCGAACCGUGAUCGUGACCAUCACGCACUCCACCUCGAUAAUCGAGAUUACGAGAGCGUAUUUAUUAUAGAGAGGCGGAACAGUAAGCCUAACCUCCGCUAG